Gossypium raimondii (Peruvian cotton) is the source of this 1414-nucleotide messenger RNA. RefSeq names its product ethylene-responsive transcription factor LEP. Gene Ontology annotation, molecular function: DNA-binding transcription factor activity; DNA binding. NCBI's taxonomy places the organism in Eukaryota, Viridiplantae, Streptophyta, Magnoliopsida, Malvales, Malvaceae. The record is from RefSeq and is a predicted model, not a curated record. The transcript has a single exon. Bases 317 to 1135 code for a protein of 272 amino acids. Gene Ontology annotation, biological process: regulation of DNA-templated transcription.
CAUUAUGCAAGCAUGGGACAAUGUUCUUUUGCUCACUCCUAAUUUUGGAUUUUAGAAAACUAUGGAUGGCAUUUGAAAAUUUUCUCCUUAUUUAAACCCCAAUGCAAAUGGCUGAUAAACAAACCUCAACUAGCACCCUCCUAAAAACCACCGAGCUAUAUUAUUGUUCUAUUCCAUUCCCAAGACCAAGAAUUUUCUCCCUUUAUCCCUCUCCCUUUCUAUCUAUCUAAUCAGAAAAAAAAAAGGAAGAAGCAUUAAGAACCCAGAGAGACAAACACUAAAGGAAACACAAGUUAUUGUUUCUUUCAUUAUCUUCAUGGAUUUCAACAACUCAAAGAUUAACUCUCCUUCUUCUUCUAAAAACAAGAGAAAGCAGCAACAAAAGCAGCCUCAACAGCAACAACAGCAACAAGAGGCAAGGUUCUUGGGAGUAAGGAGGAGGCCAUGGGGCAGAUAUGCAGCGGAGAUAAGAGACCCUUCCACGAAAGAAAGGCAUUGGCUUGGCACUUUUGACACUGCCGAAGAAGCAGCCUUAGCCUACGACCGUGCCGCUCGCUCCAUGCGCGGCUCUAAGGUUCGGACCAACUUCGUUUAUUCCGAUAUGCCAGUUGGCUCAUCGGUCACCUCCAUCAUUUCCCCUGACGAAUCACAGCAUGACAUGUCGUCAAUUUUUCCCAUUCACCCACCGUUUCACCAACAAACGGAUGCUAACCAAAACCAGCUUUUCUUCACUCAAGACCCUUUCAAUGCCUGCCACUUCUCUUCUGGAUGGAACCAAGAGAGUAGCGAUACACUAGUGUCUUACACCCCCAUUACUGGCGUCAUGGAUGCUGCUGGAAAUGGUGGUUCUCAACAGUUCAGCGAUGACUGUGAGCUGCCACCAUUGCCUCCGGACGUCUCUUCUACUUGUUAUGGCUCUGGAGUUGAUAUGAGUUAUACUUAUGGAUCGUGGAGUGACACAGGCCUUCUCGGGUCUGCAGAUGGAUUUGACUCAGGAGUCAGUCAACCAUUUUUCGACUUUAACUCUUACGAACUUAUGCAGCACACUCCAGUCUUCGGGAAGAUACCAUCGGUUCCUGAUACGGUAGCUGAAGGAUUUGAUUUGGGUUCAUCAUCAUCGGGCUACUUCUUUUAAUAGCAACUACAACUUCUGUCUUCUGUUAAAAAAUAUUAUCAUUUCAAAAAAAAAUAAAAAUUGUCGGUCUUAGUUUGGGGAUGUUGCUGUUAGUGGCUUUUUGCUUAUUUUGAUGAUUUUGGGGCGUACGUAAGUACGGGUUUCAUGGGUUGUUGUUGGAUUUAGGGUCCAAUUUGGGGAGAAGGGUCCUGCUUCCAAGCCUGUUUUUGUGGUUCAUGUCAUUGCCUUUUUCGGUCAAAGGUGUACGGGGCCAAGAUAAAUGUCCUUUUUUGGUUUGUA